Messenger RNA from Morus notabilis, 570 nucleotides. RefSeq names its product jacalin-related lectin 3. The transcript has 3 exons. The record is from RefSeq and is a predicted model, not a curated record. Bases 48 to 500 code for a protein of 150 amino acids. NCBI's taxonomy places the organism in Eukaryota, Viridiplantae, Streptophyta, Magnoliopsida, Rosales, Moraceae.
AUCCAUAUUCUCCUUCUCUCUACAUUUUCAUUCCGAAAGUGCAAACGAUGUCGCUAGAAAAAUUUGGACCAUAUGGAGGGCCUGGUGGUGUAGCUUGGGACGAUGGCAAAACGCACACUGGAGUUUCCAAAAUCUCCCUUUCAUAUAAGCCGGGUGAAGGCAUUGGAAGUUUUACUGCAUUCUAUAAGGAGGAUCCCACUACGGGAAUCCCACAUCCAACUGGUGACGAUACCUAUAUAAGAGUGAAUAUUAAACUAGAAGAAGGGGAGGUCAUAACGAAAGUGAGUGGCUACAUUGGUGUUGUGCCCGGUGCCGACACAAAGACUGAAGUCAUACGCUCGCUCACAUUUACCACCAACGAGAAUGAAUAUACAUAUGGGACUGCACAAGGAAGAGCUUUCAGUAGCCGACCAAUCCUAACUAAUUCCCUCAUUGCUGGAUUUGUCGGAAGAACCAGUACUGAUUUUCUGAGUGCCAUUGGAAUUUACGUAUCAUCUUAAAAUAAAACAUGACGUCUCUAGAUGUCUUGGCUUUCGGUUGUUUAAUAUAUAAUAAAUAAAUUCAAAUCAC